This is a messenger RNA of Brassica napus (rape), 1042 nucleotides long. Its product is annotated as probable RNA-binding protein ARP1. Bases 118 to 891 code for a protein of 257 amino acids. The record is from RefSeq and is a predicted model, not a curated record. NCBI's taxonomy places the organism in Eukaryota, Viridiplantae, Streptophyta, Magnoliopsida, Brassicales, Brassicaceae. Gene Ontology annotation, molecular function: RNA binding. The transcript has 6 exons.
UUUCUAUAUUCUUUAUUAUUCCCCUUCUUAUACAAUUCAUUCACUCUCCUUCAUCUCUCUCGCUUUCUCUCUCUUUCUCUGGCCUCUCUCUCUCUCUCAGAAUUUACACACGAUCCAAUGACAACGACCAACAACGUGAACGGAUGUUUUGGAGACACGAAGCUGACCAAAGUGUUUGUAGGAGGAUUGGCUUGGGACACUAACAAAGAAGCAAUGCAUGAUCAUUUCAUCAAGUACGGUGAUAUCUUGGAGGCAGUCAUCAUCUCCGACAAACUCACUCGCCGUUCCAAAGGCUACGGCUUUGUGACUUUCAAAGAUGCGGAAGCCGCGAAGAGGGCUUGUGAAGACUCGACUCCGAUCAUCAAUGGCCGCCGUGCCAACUGCAAUCUUGCUUCCCUCGGUGGCCGCCUUCGUAGAUCUCCCACCGUGGCCUCCCCUCAACAAGGAUCUAAGCACGUGGGUAGGCCCAUGUCAGGACAUGUAGGGAACAAUCAAGCUCAAUGGUACUACCCUGCGGGAUUCGCACACCAGCAACAUCAACAACACCAUCAUCAGACCAUUCCUUUCUAUGGGUACCCUCCCUCCUAUGUCGCCCUGAACAUGACCUUCAAUCAAAAAGUUGGAUACGUUGGAGGCACCUAUAUGAGCGGAUACUAUGCACAACCGCAACCACAAUCGCUACCACUGCCACAACCACAAUAUUACCACCACCAUCACAUGUAUGGUGGAGGAAGAGUAAUGGUUGGGGCAAACCCGAUGAUGCCUCUCUACACUGUCUAUCCUUAUCAUCAAUCUCACGCCAUCGGUUUUCCUCAACCCUCUUAUACGAAACCCAUAUCAGGUACAGUUGGAGGAGGAGGAGAUAGCAUAAUGAAGAAGGCCAUAAGUUGAUGGGCUACACAACAAGUUGUUGACCAAACGAUUCAGCCCAAGAAUAUUCAUUUUCUCCGGCUCACAAUGUUUAUUUUUAAUAUAGAGACAAAUCAUUGUUAAAUUAAUUCCUUUACAUUUCAUAAUUUAUUCAUUAAAACUAUUUACUAGA